UUUUGCUUUCAAACUCAAUUGCUGUCAAGAUGACGAAGGCGUCGCUUAUAUUAGUCCUAUUCCUCUCUUUUUCACUAUGUUUGGUUGAGAGCACCAUUAUUAUAGGUACAAUUACGAUUGUUAGAUUCCUAUUAAACUUUUAUGUGAACAUACAAAGUUUCCUGGACAUAGUACGCGGAUGCGGCACAAUUCUAUCAGUGCCCUUUCGUGGGAUCAUUGGCCAUAUGCAAAAUGUAGUUAAUAUUUCGCUCAAAGUGCUCAAUGUGUGUCCUGCGCCCCUCAUAAACGAUGGUAUUGCUGGACAGUUUUCUAUCGGUCGACCUGGACUUGCUACUGGCGGUCAAUCUGGAGUUCUAACUAUAUCUCAGCCUGGAGUUGAUCUUGGCACUCAGCCUGGACUUCAAGCUGUCUCUCAUACUGAACAUCAACUGGUCUCUCAUCAUGGCGUUCUUCCUGGUGGUCAGCCUGGAGUUCAAACUAUCUCUCAAUCUGGAACUCUAACUGUCUCUCAUCAUGGAACUGUUCCAGCCUCUCAGCCUGCAGUUAUUACUAUAUCCCAACCUGGCUCUCAACCUGGAGUUCUUACUGUCUCUCAACCUGGGCUUCUAGCUGUCCCUAAACCUCCCCCAGGACCUUUAGGUGAAUCUCUACCGGGACUUCUUAUUGGCUCGCGACCACGAGAGAUUGCUCUAGGGCUUGCUGCAAGGGUUGGUGCAAAGGUUAAAGGAGGGCUUGGUGGUAGAGCUAGCAUUGUUUUUGGUCGCCGAAGACGUCGUCGUAGUCUUGUAAAUACUGAGGCCAAGUUUUUGAACGGUGAUAAGAUUAGUCCUCGUACUUGUCCUACUCUCUCUGUCGGCAACGUUGUUGGCACACCUUCAGUUGAGUGCAUCAAAAGCGUGUCUCAAUAUUUCCCGUCGAUUGUCCAGGCAAUUAUCAAGGCUGCUGUCGCCAUUGUGCUGCCUCCGAGUCCUAUAGGGUCGCAAUGCGAGCUGGAUAAUCGGCAAGUGCUCUUGAAAAUAUUGACUGAGGCAAAGUCAUGCAUGAAACCGUUUAAUUUACUGGGCCGCCAAUAAUAUGCAUAUGCAGCUAAAGGGGAAACCCAAUAAAAAUUGAAUUAAGUCUCGAACUUUCUGUUUUAUAGUACUAGUUUAACUUUUCGUAUAGCGCAACACAUUCUGGUUGGCUCUAUUUUAAUUAAGGCACGGUAAUUAAACUUCACAAUUUUUUA
Messenger RNA from Drosophila busckii, 1228 nucleotides. RefSeq lists its product as uncharacterized. NCBI's taxonomy places the organism in Eukaryota, Metazoa, Arthropoda, Insecta, Diptera, Drosophilidae. Bases 30 to 1073 code for a protein of 347 amino acids. The record is from RefSeq and is a predicted model, not a curated record. The transcript is spliced from 2 exons.